AUGGAAAGGGGCUCGGAUGGCACCCCGCCGCUGCUGUUGGCAGCAUCGAUCGGCCGCACUGAAGUAGUUAAGGUGCUUCUCGCUGCUGGAGUGGACCCCAAUCGGACACGAACCUCUGAUGGGCUGUUUCCUCUCUACGCUGCCGCCAGCGCAGGCCGUUUGGUCAUCGUGGAAGCACUGGUCGAUGCGAAAGUCAACGUGGAUGCGCGCAUGUUAGAGACCAAUCAGACAGCAAUCUUUGCCGCUGCUGGUGGCGAUCACGUGGACGUUCUGGAGGUGCUCAUCGGCGCAG
Messenger RNA from Ostreobium quekettii, 292 nucleotides. The record is from the annotation of a GenBank genome assembly. NCBI's taxonomy places the organism in Eukaryota, Viridiplantae, Chlorophyta, Ulvophyceae, Bryopsidales, Ostreobiaceae.